Messenger RNA from Penicillium canariense, 1860 nucleotides. RefSeq names its product homeobox domain-containing protein. Gene Ontology annotation, biological process: regulation of transcription by RNA polymerase II; cell differentiation. Gene Ontology annotation, molecular function: DNA-binding transcription factor activity, RNA polymerase II-specific; RNA polymerase II cis-regulatory region sequence-specific DNA binding. Bases 1 to 1860 code for a protein of 619 amino acids. Lineage: Eukaryota; Fungi; Ascomycota; Eurotiomycetes; Eurotiales; Aspergillaceae. The record is from RefSeq and is a predicted model, not a curated record. The transcript is spliced from 3 exons.
AUGUCGUCUUUGGACACUAUUGCAAGCAUGUCUUCGUUGACAGAAACAACCGACUCCUCCAUGGGCGCAGGCACCGCCACCACGGCUUCGUCUUCGCCUCCCGCCUCCACCCCUUCCCCUUCGACUUCGAGUGCCACGACGGCCCAUUCGAGUAGCGCUGCGACACGCCGGCCGCCCCGCAAGAGCACUUUGACGCAGCAGCAGAAGAACAACAAACGCCAACGGGCAACCCAGGAUCAACUUGUGACCCUCGAAGUCGAAUUCAACAAGAACCCCACGCCGACUGCUGCGACCCGGGAGCGCAUCGCUUCGGACAUCAACAUGACUGAGCGAUCUGUACAAAUCUGGUUCCAGAAUCGUCGCGCCAAAAUCAAGAUGCUCGCCAAGAAGAGCAUUGAAACUGGUGAGGGCUGCGAUUCUAUCCCAGAGUCAAUGCGCCACUAUCUUGCGAUGCAAUUCGACCCCAGCAAACCUGGAACCCGUGAUCCUUUUGGACGCGCAGCAGGAUAUGGAGCUCCUGGCAUGUACGCGAACGAGGUCAACCCGUCUGGCAAAGUCGUCAUUUCGCAUUUCACCUGCCGCUCUCUGACGAUCGGUAGCUGGCGGCGCAUCGGUCAGAAUGCCAUGGAUCUUGUGGUUUUUUACUCUCCCGACAAGGCCAGCAUGACAUAUUAUAUCAACAAUGAUUCUGCCGGCUACAAGAUCGAGUACCCCUUCGCCUAUAUCAAGAACAUCACCCUGGAAAGUGGAGAUCCGAAUCCUGGGCCAGGCGGCGCCCCGCCCCGACCUGGCGGUCUGGUGGUGGAACUUAACCGUCCUCCGCUAUUCUACAUGGAUUCCUCCAACUCCGGAGGCUUCUACCAGUGUGGCGAUUUCACUGAGGAGCAACAAGCAAGCCAGAUCAUGGUCCACCAUUUGGGAGGCCAUCCUAAGGUCUUGAGUGUCCAGCUGGCGAAGCUUGUAUCCCUGGAAUCCUUCCAGAAUCGUCUGGCCUACAACAAUAACAGCUUUGCUGUACCCGCCGCCCCUGCUGCUAUGUCGCCUCCCUUCAUCCAACGUCCUGCUUCUCAGCCCAACCACUUUCCUCCUGCUGCCUAUAUGAACCUCUACCAUGACCACAACCACUUGGGCUUUCACACGCAAGCUGUGCGCGGACACAAGCGGCAACGAAGUCGCUCUGUGCCCGCACCGAUUGAUAUCUCGGCGCUGCAGGCACCCAUGCCCAUGCACUCGUUCCAUCAUAUGCCUCAGAGCCCGGCUCCAUUCAACCACAACGAGUCUGGCAUUUAUGCGCCGGUUCCCCAGUCAGCACAUGCUCUCCCUACGGAUCUUCGCAUCGAUACAGAAAGCUAUGGCCUUGACUUCCGGACCAACCCCAUGUCUGCAACGACUACAGCAUCGCCAUCUGAUUUUGCCAGCCCGUCAAUGUUCAGCAGCGCAGCCCAGGGCGAAUCUACUCCAGUUGCUAGCAUGGCUCCUCAGUUCAACAUUCCAUUUACUGCAGGACCUGCCGACACCUCGACGGUCGGAUCGCAUGCGGCGUCGCCCUACUCUGGCGUUAGUCCUGCUGACCCUAUGAUUGCCAAUCACUCCCCUCCUCUGUCCAACAUGUCUCACGCCUCGUCAGAUAUGUAUGGUUUCGCGCACGAUCAGCAGUCCGGCUUCGUCGAGGAUGGGCUUUCGAUGAACGAGAUGUUCCCCAAGCAUAACGUAAAUUAUGCUGUCUCGCACGACGCUCCUAGCUUCGAGCUACCGAUGCAUGGCAUGUCUGGCCACGCGUCUCCGGCGCUAGGCGACUACUCCCAUGGGAUGGCCAACCUUGACGAGAUCAACUCACAUGGCCUGCCCUCUGGGUCCUGA